UAUCAACUUUAACUGUGCAGCAGGAAGUAACUUAUAGUUAUAAUAGGUUGAUGACCUGAAACAUGGAUUAUGAAUAAAUUUUUGCGUCGCUACGACGGUUGCGACGGAGUCCAGCAUGCUGCAGCCAAAGAUCCAGCCCAGUGAUGGACUGUCCUUCAGGACCUGCAGUGUUUUCAUCUUCAUGGUUCUUCAGUCUGUUGGAGAGCAAGCAGAGUUAAUUUGUUCACAUCAACCAAUCGUGGCCCUGGCUGGUGAUGAUGUCAUUCUACCAUGUUACCUUGAACCUCCCAUCGAUGCAGAUUCAGAGACCGUGAUAUGGACCAGACCUGGUUUAGACCCAAAGUACAUCCAUUAUCACCAAGAUGGACGACUCGUGUACCGGAAUCAAAAUCCAUCUUAUCAUUACCGCACCAGACUGUUUGAAGGUGAACUGGAGAACGGAAACGUCUCCAUGAAAAUCUUCACAGUGAAACUUUCUGAUGCAGGAAAAUAUUUUUGCAUCUUGGAUUCAAUGAUGAAGUACACAUCCAUCCAACUCAGUGUUGGUGUCGUCUCCACGCCCGUCAUAGAGUUUGUCUCCAAUCAGAGCAGAGAGGUGGUUUUACAGUGUGAGGCUAAAGGCUGGUAUCCAGAGCCUGAGGUGUUCUGGCUGGACGCUGAGGGAAACCUCCUCUCUGCUGGACCUACAGAGACAGUCAGAGGUCCUGAUGACCUCUAUACUGUCAGCAGAAGAUUGACUGUGAAGAAGAGCGACAGCUUCACCUGUAGAGUCCAACAGAAGAACAUCACCCAGACCAGAGAGACACACUUCUAUGUUCCAGGUCAUUUCUUCCCAGUUCAGUCUUUGAGUUGGACUGACAUCAUCUUCACUCUUGUUUUGCUGCUGGUCAUUCUUCUCAUAUGUUUCUGGGCCGAGAGGAAACUGAGAACUAUAAUGAAGUUAAUCAUUUUGCACAAGAACACCAAAGCCAGUCAGACCAACGGGUCAGACUGUGCCAUGUUGCACAAAGAAGAUGAGCAACGGGACAACCAGGAAGCAACUGAGGAUGAAAUGACGACUGAACAAACUUCAAACAACCAGAAAAACCUAAAACCAAGUAUUACCUUACAGAAAAGUCAUGAAGAGCCAAACGUCAGGAGUCAGAGUGAAAAUAGAAGAGAUGGAGGAACUGUAGAGGAAACAGUUCAAACUCCAGGACAGUGUUGUGGAGAAAUUGCUGAAGUCAAUGUUGAGGUCAGGAGAGAAGAAAGUGUUCAGGAGCCUCUGAUGUCUGAUGCUGAUGUAUCUAUUGAACAGAGAUGUAUAAAGUACUGG
Molecule: messenger RNA, 1315 nt
Organism: Larimichthys crocea (large yellow croaker)
Lineage: Eukaryota; Metazoa; Chordata; Actinopteri; Sciaenidae
Product: butyrophilin-like protein 2
Exons: 6
Biological process (GO): regulation of cytokine production; T cell receptor signaling pathway
Cellular component (GO): external side of plasma membrane
Molecular function (GO): signaling receptor binding
Source: RefSeq, a predicted model, not a curated record